AAGCCCUAGUCUUUUAGUCUUUUGUUGUACUCUUAUCAGUUAUCACAAGAAGCACAUCCUAUUACACUAAUCAGUAAAAAUAGUUGAUUUUCAAAGCAAUGGCAAAUUUCACCUUGUUGCUUUCACUUCUCUGCUUCAUUUCCCUAAUCUCUUCCUUUAACCUUGGUGGAAUUAUGGGUCAGGAUGUACCAACCUUUUCACAGACAUGGUGUGUUGCGAAGGCUUCGGCGAAUGAGGUUGAAUUAGGAAACAACAUUGAAUAUGCAUGUAACCAAAUAGGAGUUGAUUGCAGCAUAAUUCAAGAGGGUGGUCCGUGUUACUAUCCCACCAAUCUAAUCAACCAUGCUUCUGUUGUCAUGAACCUUUACUAUCAGAAAGCCGGCCGCGCCGCCUUCAACUGUGAUUUCUCCAACUCUGCUGUCGUUGUUGUAACUGAUCCAAGCUAUGGAUCAUGCCUCUAUGCCUUUAUAUAGCGGCUAGCUGGACGUAACAUUAAUUAAUAUUACUACAGACUUGUAGUACUAUAAUUCUAUACUGUUGAUUUGGAGAAUAAAUUUGUGUUAUACCUUGCUAUAUUAUUACACACAACAUUGUAAUAGUUGCUAGCAAUAUAUAUAUUGUUUCAAAUCAAUGUAAUUAUUGUUACAUUGGAGGAAUUAAAGGCUGGGGUAAUUAAGUGCUUUUUAUUCUCAUAA
This is a messenger RNA of Spinacia oleracea (spinach), 695 nucleotides long. Its product is annotated as major pollen allergen Ole e 10-like. The coding region runs from base 99 to 473 and encodes 124 amino acids. The transcript has 4 exons. Lineage: Eukaryota; Viridiplantae; Streptophyta; Magnoliopsida; Caryophyllales; Amaranthaceae. The record is from RefSeq and is a predicted model, not a curated record.